Limanda limanda (common dab) is the source of this 2157-nucleotide messenger RNA. It is a transcript of the gene ddx43, whose product is annotated as DEAD (Asp-Glu-Ala-Asp) box polypeptide 43. NCBI's taxonomy places the organism in Eukaryota, Metazoa, Chordata, Actinopteri, Pleuronectiformes, Pleuronectidae. The transcript is spliced from 16 exons. The coding region runs from base 1 to 2157 and encodes 718 amino acids. The record is from RefSeq and is a predicted model, not a curated record. Gene Ontology annotation, molecular function: ATP binding; RNA binding; RNA helicase activity.
AUGUCGGACUGGGAAGAGGAUCCAGCCCUGCAGAGACCGCAGCCCAGACCCCCGGGCGAGGACCGGCCCCGGGACCGGGAACGGGGGUCCUACGGUGACAGGGACGGACCCCGGUUCGGAGGCCCCCGGCCCGGAGGCCCCAGGGACUGGAGACCGGAGCGGAGACCCGAGCACCGAGCCCCGGAGGGUGGGCGCGAAGGCCGCGUUUCCUACCCGGGCACGGACUUCGGUGCCCCCCGGGAGCGACGGGCCGGUGUCCGGUCGGACUGCAACCCGCCGGUGACCCUCACCGUGGAGAACGAUUAUAUCGGGAGAAUCAUAGGUAAAGGAGGAGCCAAAAUCCGUGAACUUGAAGAAAGCUCCAGAGCCAGCAUCAAGAUCAACCGGGGGGAUUAUGAAGGGGAGGUGCUCAUCUUCGGCCCCCCCGCUGCCCAGGAGAAGGCCAAGGAGAUGAUUGAACACUUGUUGACUUCUAGAUCACACAACGAGGCUGGUCCGGCAGGAGGCCAUGGAGGAGAUGGAGGAGUCAGCAACAGCUCGGUCUGGUCUUCUGACCAGUUAAAGGCUUCCAGGGACACUCCACCCAGCACAUUCAUAGACUGGAACGCCAUCCGGGAGAACAAGGACAAGUAUGAGGAGAUCAAGUGGCAGGACCUCCCACCCAUGAAGAAGAACUUUUACACGGAGGCCGAGAGUGUGUCCAAGCUGCUGGCAGAGGACGUCAGCGAAUGGAGGAAAGAGAAUAACAACAUCUUUGUGGACGACCUGAAGGAGGGAGGGGAGAAGCGACCCAUUCCUUAUCCCUGCCGCACCUUCCUGGAGGCGUUCGAACCUUUUCCAGGGAUCAUGGAAAAUAUUGUCCGAGUGGGCUUCGUCAAACCGACCCCCAUCCAGUCUCAGGCAUGGCCCGUGUUGAUGAGCGGAGACGACCUCAUCGCCAUCGCCCAAACCGGCACCGGGAAAACCCUGGCCUACCUGCUGCCAGGGUUCAUCCACAUGGACGGCCAGUUUGAAGCCAGCGCUGAUCGCAGGGGUCCUGGCAUGUUGGUGCUGACUCCCACCAGAGAGCUGGCCCUGCAGAUUGAAGUGGAAUGCAACAAGUACAGCUACAAAGGCUACAAAAGUAUCUGCAUCUAUGGUGGAGGGGAUAGGAAAAGCCAGAUCAGCCUGGUGAGGCGCGGUGUGGACAUCGUCAUCGCCACGCCAGGACGACUAAACGAUCUACAGAUGAACGACCUCAUCAGUCUUCGCUCCAUCACCUACCUGGUGCUGGACGAGGCCGACCGGAUGCUGGACAUGGGCUUCGAACCUCAGAUAAUGAAGAUUCUCUUGGACAUCCGCCCGGACCGACAGACUGUCAUGACCAGUGCCACCUGGCCCACGGGUGUGAGACGACUCUCCAAGUCCUACUUAAAGAAUCCCAUGAUGGUUUACGUCGGCACCCUGGACUUGGCGGCGGUUAACACGGUGGAACAAACCAUUCUGAUCGUCCGCGAAGAAGAGAAAAAGUCCUACUUGUUUGACUUCAUCAGAAAUAUGUUGCCGGAGGAUAAAGUCCUCAUCUUUGUUGGCAAGAAGCUUGUGUGUGACGACCUGUCCAGCGACAUGUGUCUGCAGGGUAUGGCUGUGCAGAGUCUCCAUGGCGGCCGUGACCAGUGUGACCGCGAAGAAGCCCUCAAGGACUUUAAAGACAGUCGAGUUCGUAUCCUGGUCGCCACGGACCUGGCGUCCCGGGGGUUGGACGUCAUCGACAUCACACACGUCUUCAACUUUGACUUUCCACGUAACAUAGAGGAGUACGUCCAUCGUGUGGGCCGCACUGGCCGAGCUGGACGCUUGGGCAAUGCCGUUACCCUGGUAACAAGAGACAACUGGAGGCUGGCCCCUGAACUGAUUCAAAUCCUGGCGCGAUCGGGAAAGGAGGUCCCUGAGGAGCUGGUGCUCAUGGCCGAGAGAUACGAGAAGCACAAGAGGGAGAAGGAGCUGGAGGGUCCGAGGGGGGGGCAUGGAGGCCGGGGGGGGAGAGAAGGUGGAGGAGGAUGGGGAGGGGGCGGGGGGGGAAGAGAAAGUGGAGGAGGAUGGGGAGGGGGCGGGGGGCGGAGAGAAGGUGGAGGGGGAAGAGGAGGCAGAGAUCGGGACCAAAACUGGGGUUUCUAA